Camellia sinensis is the source of this 495-nucleotide messenger RNA. NCBI's taxonomy places the organism in Eukaryota, Viridiplantae, Streptophyta, Magnoliopsida, Ericales, Theaceae. The record is from RefSeq and is a predicted model, not a curated record.
AUGGCACCAUAUGAAGCCUUGUAUGGCAGAAAGUGUAGAUCGCCAAUUUGUUGGACAGAAAUUGGGGAUAGGGCCCUGCUUGGACCCGAAAUUGUGCAAGACACUUCUGAGAAGAUUAAAAUCAUCCAACAAAGGCUCAAGAUGGCACAGAGCCGGCAGAAGAAUUAUGCAAAUGUACGAAGAAGGCCUCUUGAGUAUGAGGUUGGCAACCAUGUAUUUAUUCGUGCAAAUCCGAUGAAAGGCCAGCUAAGGUUUGGUAAGAAAGGUAAAUUGUCACCUUGUUACAUUGGACCGUUUCAAAUUCUAGAAAGACUUGGUUCGGUUACUUGUAGAGUUGCCUUGCCACUAGGAUUCGAACAAAUGCACAAUGUGUUCUAUGUAUCAAUGUUGGGGGGUUAUCUUCAAGAUCUGUUUCAUGUGAUUGAUUACCAUCGGAUAGCUCUAGAUGAAAAUAUGGAAUAUGAAGAAUGGCUAGAACGAAUCAUUGACCGGUAA